Fraxinus pennsylvanica is the source of this 2523-nucleotide messenger RNA. The record is from the annotation of a GenBank genome assembly. Lineage: Eukaryota; Viridiplantae; Streptophyta; Magnoliopsida; Lamiales; Oleaceae.
AUGUCGGCUUCUCCUGCCGCAUUUGAACGCCCUCGCGUUGGAAAUUCAAAUAAGAUUUUCAAGAGUGGGCAUCUUCUCAUAUCUUCCAAAGGUUUAGGAUGGAAGUCUUGGAAGAAGCGAUGGUUUAUCCUUACUCGCUCUUCUUUGGUUUUCUUCAAGAAUGACCCCAGUGCCCUUCCACAGCAAGGCAGUGAAGUAAAUCUGACUUUGGGGGGCAUUGAUUUAAAUAAUUCAGGGAGUGUUGUAGUUCGAGAAGAUAAGAAGCUACUGACCGUUUUGUUUCCUGAUGGACGUGAUGGCCGGGCAUUUACUCUUAAAGCAGAGACAUCAGAGGACUUGUAUGAGUGGAAGACUGCCCUAGAACAUGCUCUUGCACAAGCACCAAGUGCUGCACUUGUGAUGGGACACGAUGGGAUAUUUAGGAGUGAAACUAAUGAUACAACCGAAGGGUCCUUCCAUCAAUGGAGGGAUAAACGCCCAGUGAAGUCUUUGAUUGUUGGACGGCCAAUUUUGCUUGCAUUGGAAGAUAUAGAUGGAAGCCCAUCCUUCCUUGAAAAAGCACUUCAAUUUCUUGAGAAACAUGGAGUUAAAGUUGAAGGAAUUCUGAGGCAGGCCGCAGAUGUUGAGGAAGUGGAACGAAGAGUUCAAGAAUAUGAACAAGGGAAGACUGAAUUUGGUCCAGACGAGGAUGCUCAUGUUAUUGGGGACUGUGUUAAGCAUGUUCUUCGAGAGCUGCCUUCGUCUCCUGUCCCUGCUUCCUGCUGCACUGCUUUGUUGGAAGCCUAUAAAAUUGAUCGGAAGGAAGCUCGGGUGAAUGCGAUAUGCUCUGCAAUACAGGAUACAUUUCCUGAACCCAAUAGGCGUCUCUUACAGAGAAUCCUUAAGACGAUGCAUGCAAUUUCCUCACAUACAACUGAUAAUCGGAUGACUCCAUCGGCUGUUGCUGCUUGUAUGGCACCUUUGCUCUUGCGUCCUCUUUUAGCUGGUGAAUGUGAACUAGAGGAUGAUUUUGAUAUCAAUGGUGAUAAUUCUGCUCAGCUUCUUGCUGCUGCAAAUGCUGCUAAUGAUGCCCAAGCAAUUAUUACAACACUCUUGGAGGAAUAUGAGAAUAUUUUUUAUGAUCAUAGUCUGCACAGAUAUUCUAUAUCUGCGAGUUCACAAACUGAUAAUAGUGAGAGUGAACAUAUGACUGAUGAUGAAAAUCUAGACAUAAAAAACAAUGGUUAUCAUGAUGCUGAAAAUGAAGUUGGCCCUGAAACGGAAGAUGAUCGUAAUCGUGGACUUAUUGGGAAGUUAAGUGAAAGCAGUGAAUCUGCAGCCAGCGAUCAUGACAAUAAGGUCAUUGGAAAUGAUGAUUCCGACGUUGAAUCUCCAAUGGAUAGUCAUACUUCAGCAACAAAAUCAUAUCCAACUACAGACCCUAAACUUCUUAGAGUAACUAAUGCUUUGGUUAAUGAGCAGCUCCAACAGAAUAAGCCAGGUGAAAAUACGUUGAAUGCUUCAACCGAAUUAAUUUGUAACGAGUCUCAGCGGUCUGUGGGGGAAAUUUUAUCAUCUAUGGAUCAAGAGCUGAAUCUAUCUACUCCUGCACUUGAGUCAUUGGUUGAGAAGCCAACAUCCAAACAUACAAAUUCCAAUCUGAAUGUCCAGAGAUCAACAUUUUGGGGAAGAAAAAAUUCAAGGAAAACAUCUUCAACGGAAUCAGUUGAUUCUUCUGGGGAAGAAGAGCUUGCUAUCCAGAGAUUAGAGAUUGCAAAGAAUGAUUUGCAUAAAAGGAUUGCGAAAGAGGUUGCAAGUCUACAAGAACAGUUACAAGCUGAAAGAGAUUUACGGGCUGCUCUGGAAGUUGGCUUGAACAUGUCUUCUGGACAGUUUCUGGGCUGUCAUGGUAUGGAUUCCAAGACGAGGGCUGAGCUUGAGGAGAUAGCUGUUGCUGAAGCAGAUGUGGCCAGAUUGAAGCAGAAAGUUGCUAAACUUCAUCAUCAGCUAAGUCAGCAACAUCAGCAUCACUAUGGCACUCUCCCUGAUGCAUCUGAUCCCUAUCAACGUGCCACAAAUCACAGUCCUCAGCAGAAAUAUUUCCAGCGUGAUUUUGACUCGACGCUUGCUUUCUGUAACCAUGAAAGGAAACAAAGAACUGAGGAGUUGGUAGGGGCAGAUCGGAGAAAUAUUAGAGGACAUGUCUUAACAUCAGGCAGCAGUAGACGACCUGCUCAGCAUCAGUUCCUAGAUUCAACAGGAUUGAGCGAUUCUAAAAGUCCUGGGGCAUCUACGAGUUCAUCUGUGGACAACCUCUGUUACGUUGAUUCUGCAGCCAUACCUUGCACAUCUGGUGCGGCAGAGGUGAUAGAUGAUCCUAGACAUCCCUCAGCAGCAGCAUCAACUUUGUUCGAAUUGACAACACGUCUUGAUUUUUUCAAGGAAAGGAGGUCUCAGUUGAUGGAACAACUCCAAAGCCUCGAUUUAAACUACGAAACACCACAAGAUAAUAUGUAUAAAUCAUCUUCUCUUGACUGGAACUGA